CGAGCGCUCCCAAUAUGGCGGAGGCUUCCUUUGGGAGUUCGAGCCCAGGUUUGUCCUGUUCAGUUCCUUCUUCUGUGAUUCCGGCAGUGGGAAGCUUUUGGAAGUAAUUCCACCUGAUUGGACUGAUAAGGUCCCCAAGAUGGCUCACGACAGUAAGCACAGCCCUUGUUGGUUCUUUGUCUUCUGAGGAUCAUGACUUUGACCCUACUGCUGAAAUGUUGGUACAUGAUUAUGAUGAUGAAAGAACUCUGGAAGAGGAAGAAAUGAUGGAUGAAGGCAAAAAUUUCAGUUCUGAGAUUGAAGACUUAGAAAAGGAAGGAAGUAUGCCAUUAGAAGAUUUGCUAGCAUUCUAUGGCUAUGAAUCUGCUAUUCCUGUUAUAGCAAGUUCCAGCGCAGAUAGUUCCCCAAGCGAACUUGCAGAUGAGCUUCCAGACAUGACUUUGGAUAAAGAAGAAAUAGCCAAAGAUCUUUUGUCAGGAGAUGAUGAAGAAACACAGUCUUCUGCUGAUGAUUUGACACCAUCAGUUACUUCACAUGAAACAACAGAUUUUUUUCCUCGACCGUUAAGAUCAAACACUACUUGUGAUGGUGAUAAAGAAUCUGAUGGUGAAGAUGUGGAAGUAGAUACUGGUAAUUCAUCUGAAGAUUUGCGAAAGGAAAUAAUGAUUGGUUCACAAUACCAGGCUGAAAUACCACCUUUCUUAGGCAAAAGUUGCAAUGAUGAAAAAGCAUAUGAAAAUGAGGACCAGCUACUUUGGCAACCUGAUAUUAUUUCAGAAAAUAAAGUUAAAGAGUACCUUUUUGAAACUUCUGUAAGAACUGGAAAUGAAAAAAUAAUUGGCAGAAUUCCUGAUGGAGUGCAUACCCGGGACAAUGAACAAGCACUCUAUGAACUCUUCAAGUGUGACCACAAUCUAAAGGAAGCUGUUGAGAAAUACUGUUCAAAUGGAAAGACAUCACAGGAUAUGACAGCUUGGACAGAAGAAGAAUGUAGAAACUUUGAACAUGCACUUCUAAUAUAUGGGAAAGAUUUUCAUCUUAUACAAAAAAAUAAGGUGAGGACCAGGACAGUUGCUGAAUGUGUAGCAUUUUAUUACAUGUGGAAGAAAUCUGAACGAUAUGAUUACUUUGCUCAACAAACAAGAUUUGGAAAAAAGAGGUACAACCACCAUCCUGGAGUCACGGACUAUAUGGAUCGGUUGGUAGAUGAAGCAGAAGCUUUAGGUGGUGCCGUUUCUUCAGCCAUAAUGUCAAAUAAUAGACUAGAGCCCAUUCCUGAUCAACAACUAAGCCUCCUGAAUUCGAUCACUGCCAAUGAUUUGACAGGUAAAUUAAAAGCACUGACCAACAGCGUAGCUACAGUCUGCCAUUCUACAGAUGUGAACUCAGAAGACGCCUUCCCUUCUCUGGACAGUUUGCCCCGAACAGCAGUUAAUCAUGUGCCUGUCGUAACAGAAGAUUUGCUUAACUUACCUAGUAAUGGUGAAAGUGAUUGUUUUAAUUUAUUUGAAACUGGAUUUUAUCAUUCUGAAUUAAACACCAUGAACAUGUGCAGUGAAGAAUCUGAAAGGCCUGCCAAGAGAUUGAAAAUGGGAAUUGCAGUCCCGGAGUCCUUCAUGAAUGAAGUUUCAGUGAACAACUUGGCUGUUGAUUUUGAGAAUCAUACACAUCAUAUUACCAGUGCCAAAAUGGCGGUCUCGGUAGCUGACUUCAGCAGUCUAUCGGCAAAUGAGACAAAUGGUUUUAUCAGUGCCCAUGCGUUACAUCAGCACACUGCCCUCCAUUCAGAAUGAAUUCAAGCAGCAAAUUAAAGACUGAACACUGUUGGCAGUUUGUGGUAAACUUGAUGAGUUGAUCAGGUUUGCUUAGUCUUUCACUGGAAGUUUGAACUAUAUGACAUCAGUGAUGUCUUUAUGUACAGAACUAUAUCUUGAUUUAUCAAGAAUAAUUUCACUUUUUUUUCCAAUCCAUAAAUGUGGAAACUUCAUAUAAUAUCUAGCAGAGUUCGGGACUAAGAGAACUAUGUGAUGCAGCUUUAAACUCUGCUUCCUUUCUUUUUAAAACCGUAGAGAGACUGCUGUCUCAAAACCAGCACAGAAGUUCUGAACUUAAUAGAAUGGGUUUUUGUUCUAGGUUGCUUCUGCCCUAAUGGAUGCAGUGGAAUAACAUUUGUUUACAGGUACAAGUUCUGAUCCUUGCUUAAUGUAGCAUUUUAAAAUAAAUCAAAAGCAGGGAAACAUUUCUUUAAUUUAAACUGCACAACUACACAAGGAUAUUUUAAAAUGGAAGCUUCUGUCAUCUGAUAUUAAACCAGAGCACUUCAGUUUACAAAACAACAGAUUCAUCUUGGUGGAUACUAGCACAAAAGACAGUAAGAGCAAAGUCUGAGGAGAAGCUUAGAUGCUCUUACAGGCCACGGCUACCUUAUACAAAAAUAGUUAUACUGUCCAAAGGUUUUGUGUACUUUUAACAUAUUGGCUGAAAAAAUGUGUAUUGUUCGAGCUGGGGUGGAGGAUAUCUAUAUUUCUGAGGAAUAGAAUCUGAAAACAUCAAGUAUUAUCUAACACUGCUUAAAGCCACUAAGAAUGAUACAAUUUCCUCAUUCCUCUAAUGAAUUACAUCUUGGGGUUUGUCUUUACUUCAGAACAUGGCAGUUCAAAAUAGCAUGAAAAAUUAUAGAUUAAUAGAUGGUGAUGAUGCAAUGGGUCUUUGAAUCAUUUUCAGCCAUUAGUGUAGUUUUCUUCCUGAAUUUAUUCAGACUUAAGUAUAUUAAUAUUCCAGAGAGAAAUCUUUGACAAGAUUGUUCUGUGUUGAAGGAUUUGUGAAAGUUCACUAAAACUGAUAAUCAAUUAUAAAACUUGCCAAUGUUAUAUUUAAUUUUGUUACAACUGAUUUUAAGGUUUUUUUUCAGUACUGAUAGUAAAUUGCUUCAUAGUUGUAUAUCAAAAAAGGACACCUUGGUUAAUAAUUCAAAAGGAGUGUACUUUAUAUUUCUACAGACUGUAUCAGCAUCUUGAGCAACAGCAGAGUGCUGGGAAUCACUAUCAAAAGUUUUGAGUUUCUCAAAUAGCACAUUUUAACCAUUCUAAGAAUUAAAUUACCACAUAUAUAUGUUAAUGGUGAUAUGUUGUAAAAUAUACAUCUGAAACUUGUCAGUCUAAUACAGUACACAAUAAUGGUAGCCUUGGCCCUGGGUCAUAUUCUGAUACUUUCAGUCAAAUUGUCAGCUUCCUGUUGCUGUAAUUUGUGCUGAAUGCUGUAUCUUGUGGGGGUUUUCUCUUACUCAACACAUCUUAUUUAAUUUUGUAAAAUACUGGCCGUAUUUUUUCCUUUUGUUAUACAUUCAUUGUAUGGGUUUUUCCAGUGGCUGGUUUGUAUAAAAAUCAUCACACAAAAUGUAUGAAUGCUUAUACCAGUUGCACUUAAAUGAACACACCCAUUCUCAUCAACUGAUGCAGUACUAUAUGUUCAGUUUAUCUAUGCAUUGCUGGGGUCUUAAUGAAGACCGAGACAGUCUAGUUUCUCGUCUAAAGUUUUGAUUGUCAGCAAGUUAAAUGGACACUUUAGUUAUUUAAUAAAGACUUUUGACCAAAAUUCUAAAAAUGGUAUGAGAGAACAAUGAAUUCUGGCUAGUUUUAAUAGAUUUUUAAUUGCUGAUCUAAUUUAGCCUAUUGGCUAGCUAGCUGAUAAUGUUUACUUUUAAUUCCUUGUUAAAAAUGAGGCAAUAAUUUGCAAGAUUAUGUAAAUAUGUACAUUCUGCAUAUCUUUUUAGAUAUCUAUUUCAAUAUUUUCUGACUACUUCUGUGUAUAGUAACAUUUUGUGCAUGCUUGAUGUGACAUUCAUAAAUUUGUACCACUAUGACUUUAUUCAUGUAAAA
Molecule: messenger RNA, 3878 nt
Organism: Notechis scutatus (mainland tiger snake)
Lineage: Eukaryota; Metazoa; Chordata; Lepidosauria; Squamata; Elapidae
Source: RefSeq, a predicted model, not a curated record